Messenger RNA from Bactrocera oleae (olive fruit fly), 1296 nucleotides. RefSeq names its product Ninjurin A (gene NijA). Lineage: Eukaryota; Metazoa; Arthropoda; Insecta; Diptera; Tephritidae. Gene Ontology annotation, biological process: tissue regeneration; cell adhesion. Gene Ontology annotation, cellular component: membrane. The record is from RefSeq and is a predicted model, not a curated record.
CGCAAAAGCUUUAUGAACCUACAAACAAACUUAUAUUCGUAUAUGAGUAUAUGACCAUAGCGUGUUGAUCGUUGCUCUUUCUCGCAUCUCAUUGCUAGCAAACGGGAGAAUGGACAGUAGUUGUUUGAUCGCGUAUGUUCAAAAAUCAGUUCAUCGGGAGCCUUAAAAGCGAUUGCACACUUGACUAGUGUAACUUUUGUGAAAAAAUCAUAAAAAAAUCAUAAAAAAAUAAAACAAACAAAUAAAAAACGAAAAUAUAAAGAAUAUAUAUAUUUGCUAAUAAUAAUAAUACCCAAGUCAUAAAACAUAUUUUAAGCUACAAAAAAUACAAAAAGUGUAUCAGCACCAUUAUAAUACAUAGCAUAUACAUAAUUUCGCAAUUUUUAUCAACGCUCGAGUGUAUAGCAUAUAUAAGAAUAAGCAUAGUAAUGGCCACAGCACAGCAGCCAAAUGGUUUACUUAACACUAAAACCGGCUUAAAGAAAGAGGAACUUAUUGAUAUGGAAGAUGAUCACACGGAGAAACACUCGCUUAGCAAUGAUUUCAUGGGUUCAGAACGCAGUCAAGUAGAUGGAGCAAUACGGCAUCCAGAGGAUCUGGAUUCUCUGGAUGAGUACGUUGCCGUGGAUGUAAAUGCUUAUGCUCAUAAGAAAACUCUGGCACAGGGUAUGAUGGAUUUAGCAUUACUCACAGCAAAUGCCAAUCAGUUGCGCUAUGUGGUGGAGACCUAUAAAAAUCAUCCAUAUUUCUACCCCAGUUUGGUAUUAUUGAUACUUAGUAUUGGCUUCCAAAUAGCCGUUGGCGUUGGCUUGAUACUCAACAGCCGUUACAACAUUGAAGACAAAAAAGAAGUAUGUCAUGCUGAAAAAGUCAGUAACUACACAAUUUGUGGCAUUUUUAUAAUAACUGUGAUCAAUGUCUUCAUUUCUGCGUUUGGUGUGGCGGAUGCGCCAGAUGGCAAGUAAUAGAGGAAACCGCUCCAUUAACCAGGGUGCAUAAGCUGUCGUGAUAUUCAAGAUUAUUGUUUUUUUUUUACGAUAAAUAUCUCAUUUGAUAAAGUAUAUUAUAUAUUUCUUUAUAUAUGUAAUUAUAAGCUAACUUAAGUAAUCUCAAAUUAUUAUAAUUGUUUUAUUACAAAUACAAAGCAGCAUAUAUUAUAUGUAUUAGUAUGCUUUUUUAAGAUCAUUUCUCGAAUACUUUAAGCACUUGAAAUAUAUAAUAUUUGUUAUAUAGAGUAUAUUAGUAAGUGCAUUGAAAAGUUAGCUAAAUAUAAAAUUUUUAUAUUUUUGCUUAAAA